Molecule: messenger RNA, 566 nt
Organism: Xenia sp. Carnegie-2017
Lineage: Eukaryota; Metazoa; Cnidaria; Anthozoa; Malacalcyonacea; Xeniidae
Product: minichromosome maintenance domain-containing protein 2-like
Exons: 5
Coding region: 21-335 (104 amino acids)
Source: RefSeq, a predicted model, not a curated record
GUUCUGGUUUAACAAAUGGAAUGAACUUUCCUCUUCCUGCUUUGAAAUCCAUGACAUCAAUUGCUGAAGCUCAUGCCAAGCUGUCUUUGCGUAGCGAAGUUACAGAAGAUGAUGCCGUCGUUGCCAUUUUGCUGUACGAGGAAUGCAUUACAGCUAGACUCGGAUACUCUGUCCUCGGUGUGAGACAAUUUCAUCAUUUUAAAAACGACACUUUGGCCUCUUUCAUUAAUAUUCAGAAUGAGAAAUUGAGCCAGAUGAAACGUCAAAUGAAACGAUUUUGUCACUUGCACUCGAACUAUAAGCACGCUUCGUCGUCCAUCAACCGUGAAGAAUAACUACAAAACAAUGCCAUCACCAUAUAUGAUGACCGCGAUCUCUUGCUUAAAAACAUUAUUAUUUCACGUAUUUCGACUAUAUGACAUUGCCAUCUUUUGCAGAACAGCAUUUUCAUGAGUAGCUACAUGAAAAAUUUCGUUUUACAGAGUUAAUCCCACGAGGAAACCUUAGUUUCUUUGCUUAAAAUAAACCAGUUGGGAGAACUUUCUCCAGUUCUUAACCAAUUAAAA